AUGAAACUCAAAGUAAAAACCUCAGAUGUCGAAGGGGGCGAUCCUAAGCUCUCUCCAUCACCCACUACAGCAUCUAAAGGACUACCAGACAAUGUGAAAUUGCUGAUAGGGGCGGGUGGCAUCUACGCCUCGUUUCUGUAUUAUGGAUCACUGCAAGAAGACGUCUUCAACUACGAAGCGCAAGAUGGCGUUAGGUUCACUCAAGCUUGGUUCCUCCAAGUUCUAGAGGCACUGGCUAAUCUCUUUGUGGGAUUCAUAGGCAUGCGCUUAGCUGGACAAACUACGGGUAUUCCAAUCAAAAUGUUUGGGAUCUCUGGAGUCACCCAAGUAUCGUCCAAAGCUUUCACGUCCAUGGCCCUGGCGAACGGGCUUAGCUUUCCUGUUGCAACGCUUGCAAAGAGUGGAAAGAUGGCUCCGGUAAUGAUAGGUCAACUUCUUUUGGGAGGCUCGACCUAUUCCGUGCGACAGUAUCUUCAGGUUGCUGCAAUCAUCCUUGGAACCGCAAUUGUAUCCAUGGGCAAGAAAAAAGCACCCACGGCUGCGUCUUCUUUUUUGGGAGUCGUAUAUAUCAUCAUUGCUCUGGUAAUGGACGGACUCACUGCGGGAUACCAAAAAAAGUUGAAGACUGAAACCGAGAAAAUUGGGAUUCACCCAAAGCCAUAUGACUUUAUGUUCUGGACCAAUCUAUCCAUGUGCCUGACGGCUGUGCUUAUAACUAUCAUCCUGGGAGAGUUCCGUACUGGCAUCGACUUUCUUAUGGCAAACCCUGUUAUUCUGAGCAAGAUUAUCAAGUUUUCCACUUGCAGUGCAGUUGGCCAGUCGUUCAUUUUCUACACAAUCGCUCAUUUUGACCCGCUCGUCGUGACCACCAUUACAACCACGCGAAAGAUUCUCAGCGUCCUCCUUUCGAUUUUCUUGAAGGGUCAUUCUUUAUCGUUGACGGGUUGGUCUGGCUUGGGCUUGGCAUUUGGAGGGAUUAUCUCUGAGUUGAAAUCAAAAAGCAGCAAGAAAAAGAAUUAUUCUUGA
Cylindrotheca closterium is the source of this 1026-nucleotide messenger RNA. Lineage: Eukaryota; Bacillariophyta; Bacillariophyceae; Bacillariales; Bacillariaceae. The record is from the annotation of a GenBank genome assembly.